AUGGCGACUACAAACCGAUAUGUCGAGCUAGCGAAGCAAAUGCACCCCCGUUUGCAGCGCUUCUUCGCCAAGUAUCCGCCCAAUCAGAUCCUCCCGGCGUCAACGAGGACGAACACGAUCAAGGACGGCGCGACACCGAAUCCUUUCCUCCCACACAAGCACCCCAUCACAGGCAAAUGGCACGACCCUGAGUUCUCAUUGCGCCGGCAGGCAGAGCUGGUCAAGCUGGCACGAGAGGAGGGUGUGGAGGAGCUGCUGCCCUUUACAAACAAGGGUACCGAGGAGCGCAUACGAAAGAGAGUCGAAGAGGGCUUGAGGGUGAAGGGUACUGGUGUGGGAGAACGUGUCAAGGGUCACUUGCACGAGAGAAUGCUUUCUGUCAAGAUGGAGAAGAGAAGAACAGCCAUGCUGGGUAUGCCCAGAUUGGUCAGAGAAUGGCGAAAAACGGGCAAAAGCAAAUGGACCAAGUACCCCAGGUAG
Messenger RNA from Pseudomassariella vexata, 480 nucleotides. RefSeq lists its product as uncharacterized. Gene Ontology annotation, molecular function: structural constituent of ribosome. Bases 1 to 480 code for a protein of 159 amino acids. The transcript has 3 exons. Gene Ontology annotation, cellular component: mitochondrial large ribosomal subunit. The record is from RefSeq and is a predicted model, not a curated record. NCBI's taxonomy places the organism in Eukaryota, Fungi, Ascomycota, Sordariomycetes, Amphisphaeriales, Pseudomassariaceae.